Messenger RNA from Spodoptera frugiperda (fall armyworm), 3065 nucleotides. RefSeq lists its product as uncharacterized. Bases 173 to 1330 code for a protein of 385 amino acids. Lineage: Eukaryota; Metazoa; Arthropoda; Insecta; Lepidoptera; Noctuidae. The record is from RefSeq and is a predicted model, not a curated record. The transcript is spliced from 8 exons.
CAAAAUGAUGUACUCAGGCUCCUGCACUCAUUAGCAGUGACUCUAAAAAUUGAAAGGGCGAUACACGCGGCAUAUUUUUUUUUCUUAGUUUUUUUUACAUCACAGAGUGAAUACAAGUUAUUUGAUUUAAAUGAUAAUUGGCUUUAUUACGUGUUUGUUGUGAAGAUAUAUUAUGGAGCUGGUGUCACUGGCUAAGGAGGUAUUCCAGAGUAUAGCGGAGCAUGCAGCGAGCUACCGACUGGGGCAGUCGGUCCUGAGACACCUCGACCGCACACUAUGGGUCGUUGAGAAGUGCGCAAGAUGGGCCGUCCCGCCGCCAUUGGAUCAGGACGAGCGUCCUCAACCAGAGUUAGUGCGGCCUCUACCAUGGGUGUUCUUCCUGGCACUCAUAGUGGCGCUGCGGAUCACCCGGGAGUCUAUAUCACUCAUCAACCUUGUCAUGGGGAAACCGCCGCUGAGAUCCGCUGAUGUGGUGAUGUACAUACAAAGCCACCGUCGCUAUUUACGCACGCUGAAGUACCAGGGCAACAGACUGAGUCGCGCGCGCACCAGUAGCGGCCAGCCGCGCCAGUCGUGGGCGUCCGCGCUACAUUCCCUUUUUGAGUUCACCAUGUGCUUCCGAAGACACUCCCACCAUUACGGCAAUAACAACAGCACCCAUGUCAGCAAUAAUGAGGAAGUUUUGGUGGUAAAGAGAAGUAAGCGCGGUCGCGAGCAAGUGAGCCCCUCAGCUUCCACCAGCGAGACCACUAUGGAGCGACUUAUAGAGAAGAUGAUGGUCGAUCUAGAUGCUGAUUCUGAUGAGGACUCCAGUUUUACGUUGACCAACGUGACAAGUCCAAAGAGCGACAGAUCAGACUUCACAACGGAGUCGGACCAGGACACGAUAUAUCAGAACAACGUCUCGGACAAGGUCAAUGAGGAAAAUGGUCCAAUCGACUCACCAUACUCGCCCAACAUGUCCGAAGCUCCCUGCUCAACCCCAGAGAGAACAGAAGAAGUUAUCAAUGAACCUGAAUCUCCAGUAAAAGAGAAGGAAGAGGAAAUAAGAGAAAAAGACAAGAUAGAAGAUUCUUCUACUGAACAAGAAGUACUGUCAGCCAAAGAACAAACGCUAAGGUUCAUACAACAUGAGACGGCUCCAUCAAAAAUUCCCCGCUCACCGAACAAUGAACAGAAAAUCGGUACGAAAUUAAAGAUUUGGUCUAUUAAAAUGAAAGAGAAAUUUUCUAAGCAACAUCAUACGAUACUUGGAACCCCAGUAGCGGAGAAAGACAGAAGAAACUCAGAGUCACAGGGCGGGAAGAAUUCAUCAUCAAACAGCAUGUAAGGAGGUUAUAAAGUAAAUCUCACACAGUCAGUCAUGAGAUGCUGCCGUGCAGUUUGUUAAUAGCAUAAGCUUAUAUUUAACUGUUAAUUCUUCGCUAAAAGCCGUACGUUCAUUAAGUCCACGUUGUCUAAAAUAAGGUUAAAAUACUAAUUUUAAUUGAACUGUAAGUUAAUUCAUACAUUUUAUUAGUUCUGACAUGUUCUUGUCAUGUAAAAUACCUAUUUUAACGUUUUAAAAUAAUAACACUCUUAUCUGUUAUAAAAUGUCAUGUUUUCUUAUGAGUAAUAAUUGAUGUCCAUCAUAAUGUAUGAAGAAGCAAUUUUGUAAAAACAUAACAAAAAUGAAUAUUGAACCAUCUGUAUAAUGAACUUAAGGUCGGUAAUUGAGAAGCGUGUAUAAUAAGGCUUGUUUACAUUACAAUUUGUGUGGAUAUGAUGAGUAAAUUAACAUAAGAAAUACACUGUAAUUAGUAAUGCCACGUUUUCCUACACCGAAAGUGUAAACAAAGCCUUAUGUAAUAGGUAAUUACUUAUGUGAGGACAUCAUCUGAUUUUCUUUGCGUCCAAUAACGAAUUUAUUUUAUGCAUUUUGUUAAUGAAUCUCGCUUUUAUCCGUUUGUAAUAAUCCACAAUUCAUAUGAGACUUAAAUGCAAAAUAACUCCUAUUUUUAUAUGUUAAGGGUACUUUUUUCAAUAAUAAUGUUGUAUACUUAAACUCAUAUGCAUUUAUAACCUUUUUGAAGAUGGCUAUAAAAUUCAGAGACUCCUCUCGGCUUGUGUGUAGCAUUCAUUAUACAUAUUAUCAUCUGAAUAAAUAUACAUAGUCUUAAAAUCGUCAUAUUAUUAUAUGAGCGAUAGUUCUAUCAACAUUUGGUGCAAGCAUGUUUAACCCGUUGUAUGUCGAGAACACAGAUCUAAGCGAGACACAAUGUGUUUUCUAUUCUGUCUCAUAUAACCAAAUCAAAUCACUUUAAUGCAUCCAUAGUGUACAGUGUGGUCCAAUUUUAUACAGUAAUACAUUCCAACUAUGGGCCCUUUUAUAUUCCAGUAUAUAAAAGACAUACAAGAGGUUAAUGUAACUUUAUGUACAGUAACUAGAAAAUUAUAUAAUCGUAAUUAUUAUAUGUUUACUUUAUCAUAUUUUUAUUAAUUUUUGAGACCAGUUUGAAGCUUUUUUUAUUUAUUUUUGUUUACAUAAUUUGGAGUUCCUCUAGUAAUCGCUUUUUAUUUAAAACUUUUUUAAACUAGUUUAGGUAUAAUGAAUUAAGAUUUUAUAUAAAGAUGCAUCGUUAAAAUGAAAGAUUUUUAUUCAAAUCAAGAUUUGAAUAGCUACCAUAGAUACAUCUAUGUCAAUUACAAAUUUAAUUAUUGUUUUUAAUUUUUGCUAUAUUUUACAUUAUGCUAAUUUUAUUGUCGACUUAAUACUCAUUUUCAAAAUAUCCAUCUCAUAAGUACUAAAAAGAGUAAUUCCAGUGUUCCUGAGUAAGUGCAAUUAUUCGUAUAAGAAUAAUUAGUAGAAAUGAUUGCAAUAUUAUACAAAUUUAUUUAUUAUUUCUCAUGUUUCCAAAGAUUUGGCUGUGUACAGAUCAUUUUAAUAUUAAAGACUGAUAAAAUUGUAACAACUAUUAAUAUUAUGAAUGUUUUCGUUUCCUAAAUUAUGUAAUCUAUUUUUAUAAAUUUGAUAUGUUGUAAAUUAUGAAAUUAUUGUUACAAAUAAUAUAUCUUUAACAGUAUAA